Messenger RNA from Arachis ipaensis, 762 nucleotides. The record is from RefSeq and is a predicted model, not a curated record. NCBI's taxonomy places the organism in Eukaryota, Viridiplantae, Streptophyta, Magnoliopsida, Fabales, Fabaceae.
CUUUUUACCAAAUCACAUACUACCAUACACUCUAGGGUCUGCAAACAGCCCUCUUCUCUAAGCACCACAAGACGCAAUCAUGCACCCUCGGUCCCCCUCAUGGCUCACGAACGGUGUCGCCACCUUUCCUCUCUCAGCCCUCUCUCUGCCUCUCACCAUCUGCCAUAUCACCCUUUUCCUCUCAACCCUCUCUUUGUCUCUCACCAGCUACCGUCACGGCUUCCGUCACCACUCACCAGCCUUAGAGUCACGACGGUGCUGCACUACUUCUCGCCUCUCGAUGAUGACGAGUUGACGACUCUCAGCGACAACGAACGCGAAGUGCGACGACGCUUCUUUGAUCCUCAACGACGACGAUUGGUUUUCCUGUCUUGGUCACGACGGUGUUGUCCCCGGUCGUCCUCUUCUUCUCUGCCGCUAGUCUUCUUCUUCUUCUCUUCUUUGACCUCUGCUCAAGCUCAGUCCACAUAUUGCUUGAGUUUGUAUGAACACUACAUAGCUACUCGGCACACAAUGCAUAUUUAUUCUCAAGCCUUGGAGAAGCUUCCCCCACACAUUCAACAGGUCAACAUGGAAAGUAAUGGAAAGGGAGUUUUGAUUGAUGGGGUACCUCUACCAUUUGAAGCUGGUGAGGUAGCAGGGAGCAAUCAUGAUGAGCUAAUGUCAAUUUUUUUUUUGCACAUCCAGAUGCCCUUGCCUAUGAGAAGUGUAGUAGGUACUGUCAUGGAUUCUUAUUGUUUGUAUGAUAUGUUUCCCUCAUGA